CGGCAGAGGAAGAAGAGAGAGGCAUCGGUGGCGGAUGACGGGCGAUGACGAGCAUACUUGGGUGUCGAAUCCGUAUCUGAGUUUGUCGCAAAUCAAGGUAGAUGGAGGGAGAGAGCGUCGAGAGGAGGGGAGACAGUCGAGGGAGGAAGGGCAGUGCAGUGGCAGGGCAACGACGAUUGGAGAAGGCAGGGUGGGUCGGGAUCUCGUCGUCAACUGCCGAGGAUGAGGAAGGCAAGCCGGAGACUAUCGAGGAACAUGCAAGGGGAAGCGGAGACGACAACGAUGUGGAUGGAUCUGCUUACGCUAACUCCUUCCGCUGCAACGAGCCGGCGACCUCUUUCGACAAGGAAGGAGUGGGAGAAGUCAGGUGGGGGCGAUUGAGGCGGAGAGGUUGACGGCGAGUGGCGAUUGAGGAUGGUGGUGGCUGGCGAGGAGCCAUCGGUAGAGCGCGGAGAUUAGGAAAGAGUAGAGAGCAGCAAUUGGGAAAGGGUAGAGAGGUCAAUGGCGAGUGGCAAUAGAGGAUGGUAAUGGAU
Linum trigynum is the source of this 533-nucleotide messenger RNA. The record is from the annotation of a GenBank genome assembly. NCBI's taxonomy places the organism in Eukaryota, Viridiplantae, Streptophyta, Magnoliopsida, Malpighiales, Linaceae.